Molecule: messenger RNA, 2183 nt
Organism: Plutella xylostella (diamondback moth)
Lineage: Eukaryota; Metazoa; Arthropoda; Insecta; Lepidoptera; Plutellidae
Gene: Hat1
Product: histone acetyltransferase 1
Biological process (GO): subtelomeric heterochromatin formation
Cellular component (GO): nucleus
Molecular function (GO): histone binding; histone acetyltransferase activity
Source: RefSeq, a predicted model, not a curated record
UUAGUUUUUUUUCAACAUUUUUCAACCGUCUGCCGGUGCUGUUGCUUUGCUAAUUUUUUGUUUUGUAAUUAAAUUUCUAGCUCCUUUUGCUGUUGUAAAUUCUUCAAAAAGUGAUCUGAUAACGGCACCAAAUUUUAUACGAUAGAUACUAACUUAUAAAGUGAUUCCGCUUAAGUCUAGACUACCAGCAAGUUUUAAAAUCUUAACAGAGCCUCAUGCAGAACAAGAAUAUAUUUACGCGGGAAGCCUUAACCGAAAGAAACAAGUUAUUCUUACCUUCAACCCCCCAUAGUAAUCUUAUUUAGUAUAAUACAAUUCCAAAAUGACUGACGCUUUGUGCCACUUGGUCGUUGAUGGCAAUGAUGUCCUCGAGAUCAAAUUAGUGAGAUCACAAAAGGAUAUUGAAGAUGAAGACACUUCAUUUGGGCCCGAGAUGUGUCACCAAGUGUUUGGUGAGAACGAGAACAUAUUUGGUUACCAAGACUUACAAAUCCACCUCUACUACAGUGCUGGCAGUCUCCUCACAUAUCUUGGAAUAGAGUACACAGAUAAGAUUGAACCAAGUAAAUCGGAGGGGCUAACAGCUGACGAUGUGGAAGGAGCACUGCAGAAAGUGCUUGCCCCGGGCUACAUCACCAACCUUGACCGCUUCAUCUCGAUGCUGGAUAAAGAUGCUCACUUCACUCCACACGGCCGUCUCGUCCACUCCUUCACAGUUACACCUGAUGAAUGUGGCACUAAAAGAACAUUUGAGGUGUACUACAACGAGACAUCCACACCCGGCUUCCUGCAGUACCACGAGCGCCUGCAGACCUUCCUGCUGUGGUACGUGGACGCCGCCUCCUUCAUCGACGUUGACGAUGACCAGUGGACUUUCUUUACAGUAUUCGAGAAGUGGCAGUCGAGCGAGGGCGACUGGCGCUACGCGUCCGCCGCGUACGCGACGGCGUACCGCUACUACGCGUACCCGAAGCAUACCCGCCCGCGCGUGUCGCAAGUGCUCACGCUGCCGCCGUUUAGGAAGAUGGGCAUUUGCGCGCAUCUGUUACAGGCCAUCUACUCCCACUUCACGAUCCAGCCGGACGUGAUCGACAUCACGGUGGAGGACCCCUCGCAGGACUUCCAGCGCAUCCGCGACUACGUGGACGCCAGGAACUGCGCCGAGCUGCCCGCGUUCCAGCCGGAGAAGCUCGCUAAUGGCUUCACCACGGAGAUGUGGCAGUCAGCCCGCGCCCAGCUCAAGAUCAACAAGCGGCAGGCGCGGCGCGUGUACGAGAUCCUGCGACUGAGGGCCACCGACAUAUCUGAUGCUGCAGCGUACCGGGCCUACCGCCUGCAUGUGAAGAACCGACUCAACGCGCCGCACCAGAAAAGGAAACUAGAAAUGAAGAAACUGCAAAAAGUGCUAAAGCCAGAAGAGUACGCGGCUACCAUCAGUGUGGCGGGAGCGAGCGAGACGCACGACCGCCUCAAGAGCCAGUACCUCGCGCUGGAACAGGAGUACAGAAGAGUGCUGGACCGGUGGGACCGCGACUAAACCAACCUGCGCCCGCUACACGUGCUCGUUAUCGACGUCGAUAAAUUCUUUUAAUGCUGUUUCCACUAAUACAGCUUACCAUACAAUACAGCGCUGUAUUUAUAGCGAAUCGCGAUAUAGUGCCGUUUAUCUACGUCGAUAAAGAACCCGUGUAGCGGCAAAAGAUGUGUUCAAAAAUGUACUUUAAAGCAAUGAAAGGUUAAAAUGCCGGGGGACAUAUCUGGAUUCUGGACGCAAAUUUGCAUGGUGUGAUAUUUAAAGUAAAUUAAAGUGCUCGUCCUGAAAUUUUUAAAUUGAUACCUCGAGGUUUGUAGCUGUAAGCUUUGUUAAAUAAUAAAAUAGAUUAGAAAUAGUGUUCAAAUCGGCAGGGAUUUUCCGUGAAAAUUUUAUUUCUGUAACACUGACUUUAAGUUGACCAAGACUACUCUAUUUUUAUACGUAUUUUGUUUUAAGUAAGUAUUAAGUUUCUGUACUGCAUGGUUUAUUAACAUUUGCUAUUUAUACAGGUCUCAUAUGUAUUACUUUGUCAUUUAAUAUGUAAUUAUAAUAAUUCAUUAAUGUUAUAAAGAUUUUGGAUUAAAAACGUCUUGAGAUCUUGUUACUAUUGCUUUGUGAUAAUAAUAAAUACAAGUUGAAUUUAAACGAA